Stegastes partitus (bicolor damselfish) is the source of this 1011-nucleotide messenger RNA. It is a transcript of the gene pnpla4, whose product is annotated as patatin-like phospholipase domain containing 4. Gene Ontology annotation, biological process: lipid homeostasis; triglyceride catabolic process. The record is from RefSeq and is a predicted model, not a curated record. Gene Ontology annotation, molecular function: triacylglycerol lipase activity; retinyl-palmitate esterase activity. Lineage: Eukaryota; Metazoa; Chordata; Actinopteri; Pomacentridae. Bases 162 to 923 code for a protein of 253 amino acids. The transcript is spliced from 7 exons. Gene Ontology annotation, cellular component: cytoplasm; lipid droplet; membrane.
GUAGUGAUGUUAGCUUGACGCCGGUGCUCCGUGAGAGCAGCUCCCGGGAGUCCCGUAACAACGGACAUAUAUUUACCUUUACCUGUUUUACGAGAUUCAUUCAAGGUUAAUGAGAGAGCGAUAAACAUUUUCUGGAGUGGGAGGGACACACGGUGUUCAGGAUGACCGUCCUGAACCUGUCCUUCGCCGCGUGUGGCUUCCUGGGGAUUUACCACCUGGGUGCCAUGGGGGCCUUUCUCCGCCACGGGGAUAAGCUGCUGGGCUCCCUCAGGGCCUGUGCAGGGGCUUCGGCCGGCGCCUUGGUGGCCGCUGUAAUGAUCACGGCUCCUGACAAGUUAGAGCACUGUAAAGACUUCACCUACAAGUUUGCUGACAGCGUGAGGCGACAGCGGUUCGGUGCCGUCACACCAGGAUACGAUUUCAUGCUCACGCUACGGGAGGGAAUAGAAGAGAUUCUGCCCAGAGAGGCUCACAGUCUGGCCGCUGACCGCCUCCACGUCUCAAUAACACACUCCGAAAGUGGCAAGAACCACAUCGUAUCGCGGUUUACCUCCAGGGAGGAGCUCAUAAAGGCUCUUCUAGCCAGCAGCUUUGUGCCGGUCUAUGCUGGACUCAAACCAGUGGAGUUCAAAGGACAGAAAUGGAUUGAUGGAGGCUUCACUGACAGCCUGCCAAUCCUCCCCGAGGGACGAACCGUCACCGUGUCUCCGUUUGCCGGACUGCAGGAUGUGUGUCCUGUCCACAGGGGGCGCUUCAGCACUCAGCUACGACUGGCCAACAUGAACAUAAUGUUCUCCGUGGAGAACAUCAAACGUCUGAACCAGGCUCUGUUCCCUCCAUCCAGCGGCACCAUGCACUCCUUGUGUGAAGACGGUUUUGCUGACGCUGUGAGAUUCCUAAAAAAAGAGGCCUGGAUGAGCUGACAUCCCCUCGUGAAAACAACUGACACCAUCAUGAUUGAAUUUUCUGUAUUUUACUGUAUUUAUUUUUAAUAAAACUUUUAAAAAUGAA